AUGGCUACCCGAAACGGAUUCAAACUUCUAAAACUCCCGUUUCUAGCUAUAGAACAAGUGUUUUUAUUUUUGGACAUUCUGGAGAUAAUCGACAUCUCAUUAUGCUCCAAGAGGUGCAAAAACGUAGUAAAACGAAAUCGAGCGACACCGGCGACCUAUAUAAACAUAGAAUUCUGUCGUGAACAUGGCGUUGAUGUAUGCUCUGUGGAUAAUAAGAAAGUUGUGGCCACGUGGAAUUUUUCGAAUACAAAUAUGGGAAAUAGGAAGAAAAUAUGGUGGAGUAUCGAUGGAACCGAGGGUUAUACAUUAAAAAACAUAAACAGUCAAAACAUACGCAACGGAUUCUACCAAUGCUGCACUCCUCCUCGAAAAAUCGCCGCCUCCAUGAACACAGUCAUCUCUCAUCUUCUAGAAGUUCUCCGUAACUGUUAUGUGAAACAUGUUAACAUCAAUAUGCAUUACGAAAGAGUCGCCUACAAAACCUUAUUAGACUCGCUUCAAACCUGUGAGAGCCUAGAAAUGAUUAGUGAUGGGUCUAGUGACCAUACUAAGCAUGUCCUAUCAAGUAUCAAGAUCACGAAAAGCUUCAAUGACAAGAGUUAUUUGUACUCCAGUGCCAACCCAUUCUUGGGAGCCUUGGAGUGCACUGAUCAUAUAAAUUGCGAGAACGCUUCGUGGAUGAGAGCGGAAACUUUACUUACACUCAAUUGUGAGUAUGUGGAGUUGAAGAAAGCGAGACUGACGGCGGACGAUAUUAUGGAGUACUUGAAGAAAUGGAAGAAUUCGACAGGGAUGGAGAGAGUUAGGAAACUGAAUAUUAUGCAUACAGCUGUUGGAAUCGGGCCGUUGGAUUUCGAGGAGUUGGAAGCAAGGAGAUGGGAUCCAGUGAAGAGAGCAGCGAUGUAUAGAUUGCAAGACGAAUUGUACAUAAUGUGUAAUAACGGUAUGGACAUUGAACGAGCCGACGGACUCCUGGGUACCAUCUUGCAACACGAGACUCGCGGAUUUUUCUUCCUCGUUUGGGCGGAUCGAUUCCCCGAUCAAACUUUUCCAUAUGGUGCAAUUCUGCUUUGA
Caenorhabditis remanei is the source of this 1074-nucleotide messenger RNA. RefSeq lists its product as uncharacterized. The transcript is spliced from 4 exons. The record is from RefSeq and is a predicted model, not a curated record. NCBI's taxonomy places the organism in Eukaryota, Metazoa, Nematoda, Chromadorea, Rhabditida, Rhabditidae. The coding region runs from base 1 to 1074 and encodes 357 amino acids. Gene Ontology annotation, biological process: embryo development. Gene Ontology annotation, molecular function: protein binding.